Messenger RNA from Platichthys flesus (European flounder), 1223 nucleotides. It is a transcript of the gene six3a, whose product is annotated as SIX homeobox 3a. NCBI's taxonomy places the organism in Eukaryota, Metazoa, Chordata, Actinopteri, Pleuronectiformes, Pleuronectidae. Gene Ontology annotation, biological process: regulation of transcription by RNA polymerase II; eye development; brain development. Gene Ontology annotation, molecular function: RNA polymerase II cis-regulatory region sequence-specific DNA binding; DNA-binding transcription factor activity, RNA polymerase II-specific. The transcript is spliced from 2 exons. Bases 132 to 1016 code for a protein of 294 amino acids. The record is from RefSeq and is a predicted model, not a curated record. Gene Ontology annotation, cellular component: transcription regulator complex; nucleus.
UAGGGGGGAGAUAUUAUGAGGCUGGUGUCAUUAGGCGAUAGCCAUUGAAUCAUUCAAUCUUUUUUUACUUGCCGUAUUUUUGCGGUUUUUCCUUUUUCUCGAUAAUUUUCUUUCUCUCUCAGGUCAUUUCCAUGGUUUUCAGAUCCCCUUUAGAGCUUUAUCCCUCCCAUUUCUUCCUGCCAAACUUCGCUGAUCGCCCUCUGCUCCUGGCGAACAGCGCUCCCACCACCAGGUCUCCAGAAGACUUGUCCAUGUUUCAGCUACCGACCCUCAACUUCUCCCCGGAGCAGGUGGCGAGCGUCUGCGAGACGCUGGAGGAGACCGGGGACAUCGAACGGCUGGGCCGUUUCCUCUGGUCCCUGCCGGUGGCUCCGGGAGCGUGCGAGCAGAUCAACAAGCACGAGUCCAUCCUGCGCGCCCGGGCCGUGGUGGCGUUCCACACGGGGAAUUUCAGAGACCUCUACCACAUCCUGGAGAACCACAAGUUCACCAAGGACUCGCACGGCAAACUGCAAGCCAUGUGGCUGGAAGCACACUAUCAGGAGGCCGAGAAGCUGCGCGGUCGUCCCCUCGGACCGGUCGAUAAGUACCGGGUGCGGAAGAAGUUUCCGCUGCCUCGGACCAUCUGGGACGGCGAGCAGAAGACGCACUGUUUCAAAGAGCGGACACGGAGCCUGCUGAGGGAGUGGUACCUUCAGGACCCCUACCCAAACCCCAGCAAGAAAAGGGAACUGGCUCAAGCCACUGGACUCACUCCCACACAGGUCGGAAACUGGUUUAAAAACCGGAGGCAACGAGACAGAGCCGCGGCAGCCAAAAACAGGCUCCAGCACCAAGCAAUAGGACCGGGCGGUAUGAGGUCCCUCUCGGAGGCCGGGCUCACCCCUCGCAGCUCGGCGGAGUCGCCCUCGACCGCGGCCAGCCCCACCACCAGCGUUUCCAGUAUGACAGAGAGAGUUGAUACCGGGACGUCCAUCCUGUCCGUCACAUCCAGUGACUCGGAGUGCGAUGUAUGAUACGGAGAGGGGGGGAGAGAAAAACAACAACAGACUAAAAACAAAAACACACACAGAAACAAACAAAAAGAGAAAUAUUUACAGGGACAAUGGACCUGAGAGGAAGAAAAAAAGACUUAUGAAAUAUCGCGGAUGAAAAAAGGACCGAUUGAUAUAAAUAUUAAAAUAAAAAAGAGAUAAAAGCACGUCGUUUUUUUUUUUUUUAUU